UGCUUGGUACUUUUGUUUUGUCAUGUUGGUAUAAGGGUCAUUAGGGUGGUAUCGCCUGUCAUCUGUCACUUUCCUUUACACGGUUGAUAGCCGAAUUCACCACGUGCGUUGUGAAGAAAAUCAGCCUUUUUCAGUGUCCCAAGCAAAUAUAAAAAUGCCGUUAGCGGUCGAUUUAUUGCACCCUUCUGCUGAAAAACAGAAGAAAUCCCAUAAGAAGAAGAGGUUGGUUCAACAUCCCAACAGUUAUUUUAUGGAUGUGAAAUGCCCUGGAUGUUAUGCCAUCUCUACCAUCUUCUCCCAUGCCCAGUCUGCAGUCCCGUGCAAGGGGUGUUCAACCAUCUUGUGCACGUCCACCGGGGGCAAAGCUAGAUUGACGGAGGGCUGCAGUUUCAGGAGAAAGCAACAUUAAUGUAGUGUAUUCAUUUUUUCUAAUAAAUUUUAUUGGGAGUAA
Molecule: messenger RNA, 451 nt
Organism: Tribolium madens (black flour beetle)
Lineage: Eukaryota; Metazoa; Arthropoda; Insecta; Coleoptera; Tenebrionidae
Gene: RpS27
Product: 40S ribosomal protein S27-like
Exons: 2
Coding region: 155-409 (84 amino acids)
Biological process (GO): translation; ribosomal small subunit assembly
Cellular component (GO): ribosome; cytosolic small ribosomal subunit
Molecular function (GO): RNA binding; structural constituent of ribosome
Source: RefSeq, a predicted model, not a curated record